AUGAUAAUACUAGUUACCGUGAUACUAUGGUUGUUUGCAUGUAGCACAGUAAUAUCGCUCAUUAUACUUUUAGGAAAUGUUAAACUUUUAAGAGAAACUUGGGUUACAAGACUAAAAGAAAAAAUUCUAAAUUACAUCAAUUUAAUCAUUGAAGGUUGCAUAAUUAUAAAUGAAAAGUACUUUGAUAGAAAGUUAAGCAUCCUUAUCAAGUGGAUAGUACCAAUAUUAUAUCUUUCGAUUGUGUCAUUUUGCCUCUUGAAGUUCUUCCAAUAUACUUGGUACAUAUUGCCUCAAAAUAUUAUAACCAAUCCUUUGCAUCAGAUAUACAUUGCAUUUUCUAUUAUAGCCGUCUAUUUUACAUAUUUUAUGGCAACAUUUACUGACCCUGGAGUAAUAAGGUAUAAUAAUAUACUGAAGUAUGGAUCUAUGUUCAAAAGCAACGACUUGAUUUUCUUCCAAGAUCAAGUUUGUUCUACUUGCAAAUUCAUAAAGCCAGCGAGGUCUAAACAUUGUUCUACGUGCGACAAUUGCGUGGCUCUUUUUGAUCACCACUGUGUUUUUAUCAAUAAUUGUGUUGGCUACCGUAACUACGGCUUCUUUAUGAGUUUUCUACUAACAAAUAUUAACUUUUUGCUUUACGGCGGUUAUAUAUGUUUUAAAGCAUUGCAAAAUGUCAAAACAUCGGAGAUGAGUUACUGGAAUAUUAUUGCUCGAACGAAUGAAACAAAUAAGAUUACUGGAAUCUUGAUGUUUCUUGGGCUAAUUUUUAGUGUUGUAGUAACCGUAUUCACCGGUAUGCAUUUGAGAUAUAUAUAUUUGGGAAUCACUACAAAUGAGCUAGAAAAGUGGAAAGACAUUGAGCACUUAGUGAAGCUAGGCGUCUUGUAUGAAAUUUUAAAUUCACCAAUCAAUCAAGAGAGAUUUGUUGAAAAAUGCGUUUUGGAGGAUGAAACUUCUAGCAAAGUUGUUUUCAUAAGUUUAAAAGAUGAAAAAGUACUUUUCACGGAGGAUGACUUGCAUGAUCAUAAUAUAAGGGCAAUAAAGUCAGUGGAAGAUGACUUAAUCAAUAUUUAUGAUAGAGGAUUAUGGAACAAUAUCAAAGAAAGGAUGUUUCCAAGCUAUGCAGUCGAGGGUUCUUGA
This is a messenger RNA of Priceomyces carsonii, 1140 nucleotides long. Its product is annotated as palmitoyltransferase. Gene Ontology annotation, cellular component: Golgi apparatus; endoplasmic reticulum. Gene Ontology annotation, molecular function: protein-cysteine S-palmitoyltransferase activity. Gene Ontology annotation, biological process: peptidyl-L-cysteine S-palmitoylation; protein targeting to membrane. The transcript has a single exon. The record is from RefSeq and is a predicted model, not a curated record. The coding region runs from base 1 to 1140 and encodes 379 amino acids. NCBI's taxonomy places the organism in Eukaryota, Fungi, Ascomycota, Pichiomycetes, Serinales, Debaryomycetaceae.